UGCUCCCAAUUGCAGGAAAAUAUUUUGUAAAUGCUAAACGAUAGGCACGCUUUCGGCGUCCGGUAAAACAGUGCCAGCCCAAAGCAACGGUGCGUGUUUCUCGGGAAAGUGUUCGUUCGCAUCUCUAGUCGUGGAUUGCCGAGAUUUUCGGUGCGUUAACCCAAAGUGGAAGGUACUCCUCGCGGAAUGAGCACGGUUCGGCCAUCUUGAAAGUAAGGCAACACCAACACACGCACAAACGCAGACACGUACGUGCGUCCUAUGCCCGCAAGGAAACGGUUGCCAUCGAAGGAAUCCUUGGUUUUUGGUGCCCUUUGCUACACGCGCUCGCCCUACCAGCGAUCGAUAGCGGAUUGUCCUCUCAGCGGGUUUCCAGCGAGCAACGAUCCGUCUCCAUGGCAGGCACCGAUAGGUGGAAAGAGGUCUAGAAAAGUGACCCGUAAGACAAUCGCUACCAUCUCACCACCACUACACCACGCUCUCGCCGUCGCUUACAUUCGGCCAAACCGCUUGCCGUUGCUGGGGUGCAAAGCGAAAAGAAAGGAAGGACCAGGAUCACAAUUGCAACAUCCGGAACUGGAACCCGGCAGUUCCGGCGAGCCGCGUAGAGCACCAUCUCUUUCUCCCUUGGGUGUGGACACAGCGACGGCGUGGAAAGCGACCGUCCCGCGGUACACAACCCGAGCGCUGGAGCGGAGCAAACGAAGUGGACGGAGCAAGCAGCGAGAUCCGGAAGCCUAAGAACGCGCCCCAGAACCCAUUCCAGAGGCCCGGCUUGCAUGAGUAGAUUAUGUCUGAUAUCUGUGACCAGAUGUGUACAUAGCCAUGGCUGCGACCCGAAAGUUGCAAGGUGAAAUCGAUCGGUGCCUGAAGAAAGUCACUGAAGGAGUGGAAACGUUCGAGGAUAUUUGGCAGAAAGUUCACAAUGCUACAAAUAGCAACCAAAAGGUGAGCAACCGCGCGUUCGCUUCUCGAUGCGAUGGCCACGGACUUACGGGUACCUUGCGCUUGCAGGAAAAGUAUGAGGCGGAUCUCAAGAAGGAAAUCAAAAAGCUGCAGCGGUUACGUGAUCAGAUCAAAUCAUGGAUCGCAUCCGGCGAGAUCAAGGAUAAAAGCGCUCUGCUGGAAAACCGUCGGCUCAUAGAAACCCAAAUGGAGCGGUUUAAGGUGGUCGAACGGGAAACCAAAACGAAAGCAUACUCGAAGGAGGGACUCGGAGCGGCCCAGAAGAUGGAUCCGGCGCAGCGGGAAAAGGAGGAGAUCAGCAGCUGGUUAACGUCGUCCAUCAACUCGCUGCAGAUCCAGAUCGAUCAGUUCGAGUGCGAGAUCGAAUCGCUGCUGGCGGGCAAGAAGAAAAAGCUCGACAAGGACAAGCAGGACAAGAUGGACGAGCUGAAGGGAAAGCUGGAGAGGCACAAGUUCCACGUCACGAAGCUCGAGACGUUGCUGCGGAUGCUCGACAACGACGGUGUCGAGGUGGAGCAGAUAAAGAAAAUUAAAGAGGACGUAGAGUACUACAUCGAUUCUUCGCAAGAGCCGGACUUCGAGGAAAACGAGUACAUCUACGACGAUAUCAUCGGAUUGGAUGAUGUGGAAAUCUCUGGCAUCCCGGUGUCAACUGGCACAGACAGCAAUAACAGCAACGAGACGGCCGGUUCGCCCAGCAGUCUGAUAUCGGGAACUAGUCCGGCACAGUCGCCGGUGCUGAACUACAGUGCGAGCACGCUGCACAACCACAGCAGCGAUUUGUCCGCCGAUAAUAACAAUCUAAGCGAGAAGCGUCCCAAGCCCGAUGGCACGAAGAUAACGCCGGUAAAACCGACUGCAAUCCGAGCUAGCAAAGUGGACCCCUCUGUCCUGGCGGUCAGCAAUGUCGUGAACAACAACAACGGCAGCAGCAACACUAGCGGCAUCAUCGGCAGUAACAGCAGCAACAACAAUUCGUCCAAACCGGGGUUGAUUAGCUCGACGCCUAGCAAAAACCACGCGAACGCUGGUCCGGCACCGAGCGGGUUGCAGCCACCUCCGAACAGUAUAUCGCUCAAUGGGCCCGCGUUCGCUGCGGUGGCGAAACAGCACGCCAGCAAAAAUGGCUCCACAACCCAGUCGAAUGCGACGUCGUCUUCGGGUGCAUCGUCGAGCGGUCCGCAAGCUCCGAAUGCAUCGAAUGUCUUCAACCUCAGUCAGAUUAUUAAUGCAUCUCAACCUAAGCUUAGUCAGUCGCAGCAGCAGCAGCAGCAGAAUCAGACGCAGCAAAAUAGUAUGCCGAGUGCGGCGGCCGUGGUUGCCGCGGCAAACAGUGGCAAUGUGCAGCCAUCGACUCAAGCAGUACCAUCGUCACAGCAGCAACCGCAGCAGCAGCAGCAGCAGCAGUCGCAGCAACAAACGCCGCAGCAGCUACAAUCCCAGCAGAUUCCUUCCGUGCAGAAUUCCAUGCUUCUACACAGCGGUGGCCAACCGCUGUCGUCGUCUGCGGCGAGCACCGAGAGCGGCAAUCAUGUAAUUAGCACCUCGUCCGCGGCCACGAUCAGCAGUAGUGGCCCGAAUGUUAUUAAUAACUGUGUCUCGCCAAGCAAUUCCGCAGUCAGUAGCAGGGCGUCUCCCAGUUUAAUGUCACCACCGCAGCAGCAGCAGCAGCUGUUAAAUGGCCCUACAACACUCGCGCAAGAAGUGAUAAAUAGAACGGGAGUUCUCGAAACUGGUCCUAGCCCCAAUCCCAACACUCUGAUGCAACAACAGCAGAGCCAACAGCAACAGAAUGUGCUAGGUGCAUCUGCGGCAGCGGCCGCCGCAGCGGCCGCGGCAACGGCCGCUGCAGCAGUGGCACUUGCGUCCGCUCAGCAACAAGGGACGGCAGCGGCAGUAGCCGCGGCCGCUGCAACCGCAGCAGCCGUCGCCGGGCAGCAGCAGCAACAAUCGCAACAGCAGCAACAACAAUCGCAACAGCAACCACAGCAGCUACCACUAUCACAGCCAGUGGACACGAGACAGACCGUUCCUCCCAAUCAGUCCGCUCAACUGCAAGGCCCGCCUGCGUCGUUCAUGGUCGAUGCCGGCAGUGGCGGUGGCGGUGGAGUGGCAGGCGCCGGCCUCAUACCGACGUCAUCGGCCACUGCCAUCACCAACGGACCGAACACGAUCAUCAACACAAACACUAGUAUUUCGAGCGCCGCCAGCGUGAACAGUGGCACCGGCGGAAGCCUUAAUCCUGCUGGCACGCACGAGGCAUGCAUACCGCCGCUGCUUGGCGUCGCCCCGCUCGGUACGUCCAAGCUGCAGAAGGAGCAUCAAAUACAAUUCCAACGGAUGGAAGCCGCUUACUAUCAUCUGCCAACGCCGAGCGACUCGGAGAGGCUAAGGCCGUACUUGCAACGUCAACCCGUGCAAACACCAGGGCACUUUCCACAGCAACAACUUCCACAUUCUGACACGGUUGAGUUUUUCCAGCGUCUUUCCCCCGAGACGCUUUUCUUCGUGUUUUACUACAUGGAGGGAACGAAAGCUCAAUAUCUGGCCGCGAAAGCGCUGAAAAAGCAGAGCUGGAGAUUUCAUACGAAAUACAUGAUGUGGUUCCAGCGCCACGAGGAGCCGAAAGUGAUCAACGAAGAGUACGAGCAGGGAACCUACAUCUAUUUUGAUUAUGAAAAAUGGGGCCAGCGUAAAAAGGAAGGGUUUACGUUUGAAUACAAGUACUUAGAAGACAGGGACCUGAAUUGAUCUUUACAGAUUACGGAACUCCUUUUUUAAAAAACAUGUGGAAAAGCGUAAUGAAACGAAAAAAAUCUGUCAAUAAAAAUUACAAAAUGUUCAGAAAAAAAAAACACAAUCACGAGCAAAAUCCGCACGAGCAUCCGCGACGACAAAAUAGGACAAAUGGCCGGCAAAAACACAAACCAUCUUCACCAAACCAACGACGUGACUAUGUUGUGAACGUUACUGGAAAAGGCGAGCGGCUUAAUUGGCGUGCGUAGUAUCUCAGUUCAAGGCUUCUUGGGGCGAUUCAUUUUCUCUCUCCUCCGUUGGAUAGUGAUCGUCGUUUCGUUCCAAACGCCACAUUUGUUGGCCAGCACACGAUCGGGGAGCAUUUUUCUUGUCGCUUUGUUUGCACCACAGCAACCCGUUGCUAGGAUUGGUUGUCAGCUUUAGCGAAUUCGCAAAGCAAUCUUUGAUGGUUCGUCGUACGACACACAGUAUGUCCCCUUAUUGGUAGGUGUUAAUUUUGGGAGUGAGCUUCUUCUCUUCCAGGGUCCAUUAGCUGCUGUUUCUCGUUCAAUAGAAGACCCGUGAUUUGUUGUAUUCCGACUCUUUUGCGGGAUCGCCUCAAAACUUGCUUCUCCGCAGGUGCUCCGAGUCCGAGUCGGACAACGGGGGUAACAAUAUUAUAGAACGGAUCACUCACACUACAAACUUAAUCCUAGAAGAUUGAUGAUGGAGAGAAAAGCUUUUAAAAAGAACAAAAAGAACAUAAAAAACGAAGAGAAAAUUUAGAGAAAACCAUGAAAAAAAGUAUGCAAAUACAUAUUGUUUAGAUGUAACCUCGUGGCCUGGCCGGGGAUGUGUUGACGUGAGUCUGUCGUGUGGAAGAAAAGGGUCGGCCACGCUGUGUGCUGUAGAUUUUGAUUCCACGUUACAACACUCAUACUUUCUUCAUCAGUGGCCACCGAUCGUCAUGGUUCGACUCCUUGCGGUUUUAUCAUUAACCCCAUUUCCCUUUCAUGUUGUUACGUCGGUUGGCCGACCAUUUUGUAAAAAGAGAAACCUCACUAGACAAAACCGACACACUUCAUGCUGGUCACUUCCUGUUUCAUCCCAUGCGUCUACAUUGGUCUCUGUCGAAUCGAUUCUAGGCCUGCAAUAGAUAGGGGGACGCUGCCCAGUAUUGCCGUCACAAACGAUCGCGGAACAUAUUCUCAGUUCUGUUACCGGUUUAUCUCCUGACCUUCGCUGCUGUACAUUGUCAGCGCUUCGUAGGGCUGAAACGGAUAGUAAAUGGUCGUGCGGCUCCCUAGCGAGUGGUGUGAAUCCAGCGUUCCGUCAGCGUGUUCUCUAGAGCAAAAGCAGAAAAGAAACUAUAAAACAAAAUCCCCCCCUCGCCGGAACAUUCACCGCUCGGACCUGUGAAUGUUCGCGAGGCGCCACAAUCUCGAAUAAGUGUAAUUGCAUAAACAUGAACAAGUUGUCAAGAGGUGAGGGUAGAAGGUGUAAGAAAACUCAGAGCAACAACAUUUUUCCGGGUGUCACAGGCUUUCCGCCCGGAUCGGCCUCGUUCCGGUGGAGUGAAAGAAGCAAUUUAAGAUGAAACUAUCAAACGGCGGAUCCUGCUCCGUUGUCCGGCGAGUCUGAACCCCACUGGUGGAGUACCGAUCACCAUUUACCAGCUGGUUCCAUUUGUGUUGGAAUCAACGAACGGCCCGUCAGCCGCGCUCAGUUCCGCCUUAACGAGCGGGAGUCCAGGAGACAAUUAGGCGGAGGCGCGAGCGGGCAACUCGCGAUUGAGACCUAACCGUUGAAAGAUGGCUAGCCUUAAGGGAAGAGGUGUACGCUCUGUCUAUCGAUACCGAAUGCGACGGUGUUCGGUAUAGGAUUACUACUGUCCCAGCCAAAGUACUCUCCGAAUCGAAGAGGAAAUGGGACACUGCGUUCCGGGCAUCAGGAAGCGUAGUGGGGCAAGGAAGUGGCUUUCCGGCACGCAGACAAACCUCUCUAGCGCUCUGCCCAGAACUGAUCCCGGAUGGAGCAAGGAAAGGCGUAGCUCUGUGUGUCCCUCCCGGAGGUGAGUGUAGGUGGCGCGUGCGGGUUUGUGCUGCCGGCUAACACUGCCAAUACAAAAACCUUCCGCGAGUGGGACGAAGCGAACGAUGCAGAAAUCGAAAGAAGAUGCAGAAAUCGUUCAAAAGCUAUGACAGUAGGAAAAAGGAUCAAUUGAAUGUAAAAACAGAAAUCGGAGCACAGUAGAAAGGAUCAAUAAUAAAUCGAGAAAAAAACGGAAUAAAGUAAACACAGUAAACAAAAAAAAUGAAAACACACGAAAAUACAUAGGAAAUGUUGCUAAACCAUCGACGUAAAACCGUUAAGCCACCGCCAACGUGGGGGACAACGCACGUGAACAUUUCCUGACCCACGAAUGACGAUAAAUGAAUGAACAAAACAACUGCAUUAAAAUGUGAUUUAUAAUUAUAGAUAAACUGAUUGAGUAAUUAUUAUUGAAAUAAAAGCUCUAUAUAUUAAAGCAGAUUUACCUUUA
Molecule: messenger RNA, 6244 nt
Organism: Anopheles bellator
Lineage: Eukaryota; Metazoa; Arthropoda; Insecta; Diptera; Culicidae
Gene: Not3
Product: CCR4-NOT transcription complex subunit 3
Exons: 11
Coding region: 826-3717 (963 amino acids)
Biological process (GO): nuclear-transcribed mRNA poly(A) tail shortening; regulation of DNA-templated transcription
Cellular component (GO): CCR4-NOT core complex; P-body; nucleus
Source: RefSeq, a predicted model, not a curated record